Molecule: messenger RNA, 498 nt
Organism: Microthlaspi erraticum
Lineage: Eukaryota; Viridiplantae; Streptophyta; Magnoliopsida; Brassicales; Brassicaceae
Source: the annotation of a GenBank genome assembly
AUGGAGGUUCAUCAAGGGAUCAGGAAUGCAAGGCUUCAAGGGGACUACAGUGAUUAUGCACUGACCGAACCUUGUUCAUUGAGGUCUACUGAUUUUCCUUCGGGUAUGGUUGCUGAUGAUUUUCUUUCUAGUCUUUAUCAAGUCUUUUCAGGUCUAAAGACGUACAGGGAGAGCUUUGGUCACAUGGACCAACAAGAGGAGAAAGCAGGCAAAACGGAGCCCAAAGGAGCUCGAUCGUGUCACCUCAAAGUCGAUCGACUCAGUCUCAGAGAUCGAUCGACUCAUCUUCACACCACAAGCUCGAUCGAUCCCAUGCAAGCGAACCAGCUCGAUCGAUCUCGUUCGGUCUCAGCCGUUCGAUCGAUCCCGUUCGGUCUCAGCCGUUCGAUCCGUCCCGCUCAGAUGAUAUCGCAGCCGUUCGAUCUACUUAGUGCAAACCGACUCGAUCGAACCGUAGCGAACCGGAUUGAACCGAGCUCGACUCCUGAACCUAUUUAG